This is a messenger RNA of Lathyrus sativus (Indian pea), 1146 nucleotides long. The record is from the annotation of a GenBank genome assembly. NCBI's taxonomy places the organism in Eukaryota, Viridiplantae, Streptophyta, Magnoliopsida, Fabales, Fabaceae.
AUGGCGGCAACAUGGUUCCCGACGUCUCCAGCUUCACUGAACUUGAAAGCCGCCAGAACUAAACCUACCUUGCCACCAACUUUCCGAUUGACGUGCUACGCUCAAAAAAUCAACCAUAACGACGAGCCACGCGCUGUUUUUUCAUCGGUAAGAACCUUUGCUCCGGCGACGGUGGCUAAUCUAGGUCCGGGCUUCGACUUCAUGGGUUGUGCGGUGGAUGGUAUUGGUGACAUAAUCUCAGCAAGAGUGGAUCCAGCUGUUCGCCCCGGCGAGAUAUCUAUCUCAGAUAUUUCGGGUCAAACCCCAAACAUUCACAAACUCAGUAAAGACCCUCUCCGGAACUGCUCCGGUAUUGCAGCCAUCGAAGCCAUGAAAAUGCUGGGUGUUCGAUCUGUCGGUCUUUCCCUCUCCCUCCAGAAAGGUUUACCUUUAGGGAGUGGGUUGGGAUCCAGUUCCGCCAGUGCAGCUGCGGCCGCUGUUGCCGUGAACGAGAUAUUUGGGAGAAGAUUGACAAUAGAUGAACUUGUUGUCGCAUGCUUAAAAUCCGAGGAGAAGGUAUCGGGUUAUCAUGCAGACAAUGUCGCGCCGUCGAUCCUGGGGGGAUUUGUUCUGGUUAGGAAUUACAAACCCUUGGAGUUGAUGCGGCUGAAGUUCCCUUCUGAAAAAGUGUUAUAUUUUGUACUCGUCACACCUGAAUUUGAAGCCCCCACGAUGAAGAUGAGAGCUGCACUUCCUUUGGAAAUAGGGAUGGCGCAUCAUGUGUGGAAUUGUAGCCAGGCAGGGGCUCUGGUGGCUGGAGUGUUGCAGGGAGAUUUGUUGAUGUUUGGGAAGGCGUUGUCGUCCGAUACAAUUGUUGAACCAAAGCGUGCAGCUUUGAUUCCUGGGAUGGAGGCUGUUAAGAAGGCUGCUAUUAAAGCUGGAGCUUACGGAUGCACUAUCAGUGGUUCUGGACCUACUGCUGUUGCUGUCACGGAUGAUGAGGAAAAGGGUCACCUCAUUGGUGAGCAGAUGGUUAGAGCUUUUCAAAGGGAUGGCAACUUGAAAGCUUCUGCUUAUGUCAAGCAGCUUGAUCGUGUUGGUGCUAGACUUCUUAGUGGCGUUCGAGCAAAUUGUUUUGAUUCAAUUUCAGUAGGAGAGAGAUAUUGA